GAAAACAGGAUUUUCAUGAUGCUUAAACGUUAAAACGGCCUGCACAACAAGGUUCAUGUGGAAAAUGGAGCAGCUGAGUAUGUACCAGCUGGUGGUAGUGGCGACAGUAGCAUUAUGCUAUUACAACUCUCUUGAAGCAGGCUUUGUGUUUGAUGAUGUCUCUGCCAUUGUCGAUAAUAAAGACCUGCGACCUCAUGUUCCAGUACAGCGACUCUUCUGGAAUGACUUUUGGGGUACACCCAUGCACAAGGAGAAGAGUCACAAGUCCUACCGGCCCUUAUGUGUGCUGACCUUUCGUCUGAACUACUUCCUUCACCAGUUAGAUACCAUGGGUUAUCACCUUAUCAAUGUCGUCCUCCAUGCUGUAGUCUGCCUUCUGUUCAUGAAAAUGUGUCGUAUGUUCCUACCAGACCUGGCAAGUUUUGUGGCAGCCUUUCUCUUUGCUAUUCAUCCGAUCCAUGUUGAAGCAGUGACUGGGGUAGUCGGGAGAGCAGAGGCCCUUUCCUCAAUUUUCUUCUUAUUGGCACUGAUGUCAUUCUCAAAGUCUACAGGAUACAGAUCUGAUAUAGGUUGGAGACCUCUGAUAUUGACAGUUAUACUUGUCACAGUGGCCAUGCUAUGUAAGGAACAAGGCAUCACAGUCAUUGGCGUAUGUUGUGUAUACGAGGUGUUUGUAGCUCAGAGGGCCACAUUUGUAGAGUUGUUGACAAUAUUGGGAAGCUUUGUGAAGGGAAAGCCAUCCAUCCCUCCCUGGCUGAAAAACUCUAUCAUACGAGCUGGUUUCCUCGUGGGUACCACACUCUUCCUUCUCUUUGCCAGAAUCAAAGUGAUGGGAGCUCAGCUCCCAGUCUUCACAAAUUUUGAUAACCCUGCCUCUCAAGCUGCCUUCCCUGCCCGACACCUAACAUUUAACUACCUCCUGCCAGUCAACAUAUGGCUCCUCCUGUGUCCUUCUGGUCUUUGCUGUGAUUGGACAAUGGGAACUAUACCCCUGGUGAAAUCCUUGCUGGAUGUGAGAAAUGUUACUACUUUGGCGUUUUACACCUGUAUGGUCAAGUUUAUUACCUACAUGCUUAGUAGCCAAGAUAAGAGGAACAGAGCUAUAAUUAUGGCGCUGACUAUGAUGGUGCUCCCGUUUAUUCCUGCAUCCAACUUGUUUUUUCCGGUUGGAUUUGUGGUGGCUGAGCGUAUCCUCUACACUCCUAGUAUGGGCUUCUGUAUGCUGGUUGCCCUGGGUUUUCAACUCCUCCUCACUCAUCACAAAAGCUUGAAGCCUAUUUUAUGGGGCUUGUUUGGUCUCCUUUUACUAACGCACGGACUAAAGACUCACCACAGAAACUGGGAGUGGAAGUCAGAGUAUACCCUAUUCAAGUCCGCCUUGAAAGUCAACCAGAGGAAUGCUAAAUGCUUUAACAAUGUUGGUCAUGCAUUGGAAAAGGAAGAACGUUACAUUGAAGCACUUGAGUACUUUGUCAAAGCUGCCAGUGUACAACCAGAUGAUAUUGGUGCCCACAUGAAUGUAGGAAGGACAUACAACACAUUAAACCAGUCAACAGAGGCAGAAAAUGCAUACAAACGUGCUAUGGAUUUGUUUCCUCCCGUCAUCCCAGGUAAAAGUUACACGACACGAGUGGCUCCAAAUCAUCUAAAUGUUUACCUCAAUCUGGCCUCCCUCGUGUCCAAGGAUCCUUCUCGCCUGGCCGAGGCCGACAAUUUGCUGAAGACAGCUAUUUCCAUGAGGCCUGACUAUGUCCAAGGCUACAUAAAUCGUGGUGAUAUUAUGGUCAAGAUGUCAAGACUACCAGAUGCACUGGAUCAGUACAAAUUGGCUCUAAAAUACGAACCAGAUAAUGCUGAUGUCCAUUAUAAUCUUGGAGUUGUUAACCUGGAGAUGGGUAAUGCAGCAGCAGCUAAGAUCAACUUUGAAGAAGCUCUGCUUCAUGAUCCAGAUCAUAUGCAAUCCUUGUACAACUCUGCUAUCAUGCUACAGGAGGGAGGGGACCCAAGAGACUGGCCUGAGGCAGACAAAAGACUUGGCAAGCUGAAGGAAUUUAACCCUGCUGAUUCCAAGGUCCACUUUACCCUAGGGAUGCUGGAAAUGGAUAGACAUGACUUUGUCAAAGCUGAGGCACACUUUAAACGCUGUAUAGAGCUGGAGGGAAGCUUUAAAAGUGCCUUGUUUAACCUUGCACUCCUUCUGACUAAUAACAUGAAGAAACCUUUGGAAGCUGUUCCUUACCUGGAGACACUUUUACAGUUUUACCCGAAUCACACUAAAGGCAACAUGUUGAUGGGUGACAUUAAUGUUAAUAACCUUAAAGAUCUGGAUGCUGCAGAAAAGAACUUCAAUCUAGUGAUUGCACUGGAGCCACUGAAUGUUCAGGCACAUCAUAACCUGUGUGUUGUGUACGUGGAGAAGCGUGACCUAUUCCGAGCGGAGAAAUGUCUCACACGCGUCCAUAACAUGGCACCAGAGGAGCAGUACAUCUUCAACCAUCUACAGAUUGUACGCACACGCAUCAAUGAUGCUAUCAAAGCUCAUAAAGAAAAACAGCGAGCUUCACAAGAGGCAGCAAUGACUGAUCAGAAUCCUUCAGGCCAGCAGCAGCAACAAGCCCAAACAAAGCCUCAACAAGCACAGCAGCAACAACAAAGACAAGAACAGCAACAACAGCAAGCAAGGCAACAGAAUCAACAACAUAAACAACCUCCCAACCAUCAACCUCCCCCACCGCUAAAACAACAGAAACCACCUAAAAAUCCAUUGCCAAAAGAAAAACAACCUAAUCCUCCUUCUCAUUCAGAUAAUUCCCCUCCUCGACAUUGAUAUAUGAUAUGUGAGAGUAAGGCUAGAUGUAAGUUGUGUUAGCUGCAUGUUUGGUAGUUGUAGGUAUGUGGAGGAUAUUUUAAGAGGAUAAGUUGUCAUUAUUGAAAUUUUGUUUUCUAAUUUUUGAUGGUUCUGAAGUGUUUUGUAGUAUGUUUUGAACAUUCCUACCCAUUAUAAGCAAUGAGAAUAAGGGUUUGCAUAUGUUACUCUAUACAUAAUUACAGUUAUCAUUGUAGACUUGAAGGUUGCCAAAACAUUACUAGUCUUUUACAAUGGUUCUAUUGUACAAGACCCAGUUGUUUAGUACCGGGUACAGAUGAUAGACCAUACCAUACAUGUGAUACAUGUAAAACUACACAAUCUAAUUUAAUUUUUAAUCCUUAAAUGGAAAAACUUAAGUUAGAUGUGAUAACAGUCUGGACAUCUGACUUUUCCUUUAUCUUGACUGCAUGUAUAGUUGUAUCAACGUAAUUCAUAAACUCAUUGGAGAAUAUGGAAGGGAGAGAACUCUAAUAUAAAUCAUAAGUGACAUUAAACAUUUAUAGCCUCCCAAGGUUAUACGUCUGUAAACUUACUGAAAUAUGUUUUUAUUAUAGGUUACUGCUCAUUGGCUGUUUCUAUGACAACAAGUCUUAUCUGUUUUACUUACUGUUAGCAAGCUGUAGAAGACUUGGAAAAAAAUAUUGUCAGUAACUUUAUGGAAAUAUUAAAUGAAUUAUUAUACAUGAACUUAUAUUUUUAUGGAACCGUAGCAGUUCUAUUUUCAUACACAUAUGUAGACUUUAUAAAAAAAAGUAAUUUUUUUCAAUUAAUAAAUCUUAUUUUAAAUAAUA
Messenger RNA from Ylistrum balloti, 3660 nucleotides. Its product is annotated as protein O-mannosyl-transferase TMTC3-like. Bases 56 to 2827 code for a protein of 923 amino acids. The transcript is spliced from 21 exons. Gene Ontology annotation, molecular function: mannosyltransferase activity; protein binding. Gene Ontology annotation, cellular component: endoplasmic reticulum. NCBI's taxonomy places the organism in Eukaryota, Metazoa, Mollusca, Bivalvia, Pectinida, Pectinidae. The record is from RefSeq and is a predicted model, not a curated record. Gene Ontology annotation, biological process: protein O-linked glycosylation via mannose.